Messenger RNA from Hymenoscyphus albidus, 2988 nucleotides. The record is from the annotation of a GenBank genome assembly. Lineage: Eukaryota; Fungi; Ascomycota; Leotiomycetes; Helotiales; Helotiaceae.
AUGUCUACCCCCGAGACAACCAAAUGGGUAGAAUCCCAGACGCUAACAAAUCUUGCCAAACGAAUACACAUUCCUCUCACGCCUACAAGUCCUCCAGGCCUAAUUGAAGCAAAUACAGUGGAUCCUUGGGACAAGGCUGGUAAAUAUGCUUUGGGAUGGACCUACCUUUGUCUUGUUUUGGUGGUUUUAGUAGCUGUGACGAGGGUGUAUCACUUAUGGACCGACAAGAUAAGGCAAGCAAUGCACAAACACGAGUUUGAACAGUACUACGGGAACUAUUCCCCUGAUGACGAUUAUGCGAUGGAAAACAUGCACACGGGUCAGAUGGGACACACCAGAGAACACACCGGGGAACAACUUUUCCCCCGGGCAGGAGAGAAGGGAAUGACCCUCACGAGAGGACAAUCAGAAUGGUCUUCAUUCCGAGCCGUCAACGACACACUAGCAUUAUUCAGGUGGAUAUUUUAUCGACCUGUACCAGAGAUAAAAUGGAGAAAGAAGGUGUUACUCGGAUUCCCGUCACUUGCCGUUAUUGCAAUCCUCAUCAUUGCUUUGGCUUUUGUGACACUCUACUGUUUUUUGCCACAGCCCCUUUUUUGGCAGAGCAUUCGAUUUGGAUCGCCGCCUCUCGCCAUCAGAGCUGGAAUGCUUGCGGUUGCCAUGACCCCAUGGAUUGUCGCUACAAGUAUGAAGGGAAAUCUUAUUGCGGCUAUUACAGGAAUUGGACAUGAGCGACUGGGGGUAUUUCACAGGUGGGGCGGAUACCUCUGCCUAUUUUUGGCCAUCGUUCAUACCGUUCCCUUUUAUAUCACACCAGUUUACGAAGACGGGGGUAUGGCUGUGUUUGAGAGACUCUUUCCUCAAGGUAGCGGGGUUGUAUAUGGCACUGGAAUUGCUUGUCUUGUGCCUCUCGGUUGGCUCUGCGUUGCGUCUUUGCCAUUCUUGAGAACCCUGGCAUACGAACUGUUCCUACUAUUCCAUAUUCCUGUGUCCAUUGCCUAUGUUGGGCUUCUCUUCUGGCAUUGCCACAACUACCUGACUUCUUGGAGUUAUCUUUGGGCUACGGUUGCCAUCUGGUGUUUUUCAUAUUUCUUGAGAAUAUUCAAUGUGAAUUGGGCUAAACCGUGGAGAAACUCUUGGUUGAUUGGAGACGAAGCAGCAGUGACUUUGAUGGCCGAGAAUGCGAUCAAAGUCACAAUUCCAACGCAGAUGACCUGGAGACCCGGUCAAUAUGUCUACCUGAGAAUGCCCGCCAUUUCAAUAUUCGAGAGCCACCCUUUUACCAUUUCCUCGCUCUGCAGCGAAGAUUUCCCUUCUGAAUACGGCGACCUUUACAGAGAUUGCACUUUGGUCUUCCGUCCAUUCGGAGGCUUCACUCGCAAGGUUCUUGAGACUGCGAUUGUCAAAGGUCCAUUUCAAACCUACAGGGCAUAUCUCGAGGGACCAUACGGUGGUAUGCAAAGGGAACUGGCAUCUUUCGAUACUGUCAUUUUGUUUGCAGGUGGAAGCGGUAUCACGGCAAUCGUCUCGCAACUUCUGAAUUUAAUCAAGAGAAUGAGAGACGGAAAGGCAGUGACACAAAAGAUCGAAGUUGUAUGGGCUCUGAAAAGACUGGAGGCAAUGGAUUGGUUCAGAGAAGAACUUCGAAUUUGCAGAGAGUAUGCACCCCCAGACUCAGUCGCCUGUCAAUUCUAUGUCACCGCGGCGAAGCGACAGACACACCAGGGAACUGGGAUAGGCAGGGCACCUCGACCAAUCAGCAAUAUGCUUCACGAUAAACUCGAUGGAUUUGUUUCUGACAUUGCUUCGAAACGAAACUCCCAAUACAUUCGAGACGAAGCCGGGGGUAAUGUUGAACGUGAGGAAGAGCUACGAGCCGAAAACGAAGAUGCCAUAACAUCACUACCAAGAGCAAACCACCUGCAACCAAAGGUGCUCCCUCCCACGCCUCAGACGUCUUUUCCACCACCACCAAAGAAGGUGAUGAGAGAGAAUUCAUUAAAGAAGUUAGAAGGACGAGCUACCUCAUCACCCCUUCCCCCCGCGGAAGGGCACGAAGCUACUCGUAAGUUCUUGUCUCCAACGUCAGGAGGCCAAUCGAAAAAUCAGGAGUUCCAUUUCCCGCCGCCUCCUCCACGGGCAGAUGCACCACAUUUCAAGUUCGCACCACCCUCUCCCAAAACUUCUAAUAACCCAUGGGGUGCGCAUAUGGACUCUGCAAGAAAUUCAGCAAUGUCUUAUGACCCAGACAACCUACCUGGACCUCCCCCAGGACCACCACCACCGGAUGGUUACAGACCAUCAAGUUUCGUCUCGCGUAAUUCUAAAUCCGAAUACCGCCCUACAAGCUACCUACCAGACUCAAAGUCUGCAUCACAAGAGAUGGAUCGUGACCAAGGACUCAAGCCACCUAGCUUUGAAGAUUCUAUCCGAGCAUCUCAAGACUCCAAGGAGUCUGAUCACUUUCCUCCUCCGCCUCCAUUGCCAGCGCCAUCGGAGGCACCUGUAUCAAACCCAUCUCCAACUCCAGUCUCAGCUCCUCAGGCUUCUUCUUCCCUCUCCCCAUACCCUGCCGCCCCUGAGCAAGCACAUAUCCGGCAAAAGUCAGGAGAUCUUCAUAUUGACAUCCCAUCUUCAUCUGGUAUCGCACCAGCACCAGCUGCUUCCAGCUUUGACUUCGGAUUCCCAUCCACGCCAACAGAAUUCCAAAAGAAUCUUAUGCGAUUCGCAUUCGUUGGUACAAAAGUAAAAAAGGAAGGCUGGUCGACAGAAUAUGGACGUCCAGACUUGGGAUAUAUGCUCAAGGAAAUGGCGACGGGUGGUGCGGAUGGGAAGGGGAUUUUUGGUCGGAGAACAUGUGUGUUUGUCUGUGGACCGCCGACGAUGAGAGUUGAUGUUGCCAAUACGGUUGCCAGGUUGCAAGCGGAUAUUUGGGGUGAUGAUAGUAAGGAUGAGAUUUUCUUGCAUACGGAGAAUUAUGCGAUUUAA